Messenger RNA from Aplysia californica (California sea hare), 1190 nucleotides. RefSeq lists its product as uncharacterized. The record is from RefSeq and is a predicted model, not a curated record. Lineage: Eukaryota; Metazoa; Mollusca; Gastropoda; Aplysiida; Aplysiidae. The transcript has 2 exons. Bases 17 to 670 code for a protein of 217 amino acids.
UCCCUUUUCCACCCGAAUGAUUUCGUAUUCGUCAUUCCUGCUACCUGGCGGUGUCCCAUUCAGCGGCCACAAUUUAGUGUUUGUGCCGCCCUUGAUAACACAUAGCAUGUCCUGUCGUUACCAAGCAGAGGUGCUCAGACGCAAAGAGGAUAUUAUGAUGGCAUCUCUUCAAAGUUUACAUUCAAAGAUGGAUCAACAAGAAAAGAGACUGGAGCAAAUGGAGACAGUACUAUCCGAGAAGACCUCGGAAUCUGUCAUUAAUAUUCCCCCUGUCAAGUUCGAGCACGAUUUCCUAGUCAUCCAAAGCUACGUUUCAAAGCAUCAUGCAACUACUUGGAGCGAGGUCUGGAAAGUAGGUCAAGGCCGUCCUCAGUUUGAGGCUGGGGUGCGGUUCUACAACAGCACAUUUUGGCGAAAAAUGGCUGUGUGUCUCAAGUGCUCCAGAAACAAAGGCAUCUCUGGAACGGAGGUUUUAGUCAAGGUGAAGGUCACAGCGGUGUCGAGCAGAGGAAGAGAGUGGAACGUGGAAUGGAAGAAGGAUGUGCCGAAGCUCGGGUAUUUUUCUCAUUUGAUGUGGGUAACAGGCUAUCUCUCACUCUCAGAAAUGGAGGAGAAUGGUUUUUUCGAGAACGAAACACUCCGUCUUCGUUUCGAAUUUUGGGUCUUUUAAAUGGCAGGCACAACCAGUUGCCAAUCAUGAGAGGGUUUACACUCUUUAACCCUUUCAGUGUUGGCAUGGGGUGCUUACGUAUUACAUUAUUAUUACAUGUGUUCAGACAAGACACAAUGCCAAUUGGAAAGAGAUCUAAAGAAAGAUGCAAUAAUAAUUAAUUAUGUUUCCCUUUGUUAUGAAUUCAAAAAACAAACCAACAACAACUACACAAGUUUCAAAUACGCCGUCUAUACUAUCCUCAAUAAACCUGUAGUUGAUGGCAGGGAAUCAAUUUCAGAUUUCAAGAUUUGAAAAAGAUUGAUCUGAAAGGCCUUUAGCCCAUACAUCCGGACAUUAUAAGAUAUAUAAUAUGACUCGGCAAAUACAUAAUAGAUGAUGGUGCAGCACUUCAAUAAUUUACAUAAAUUGGGGAAUCAGUCUAGGAUAUCACAAUUGAGAACAAACGUGUGGCGCUCGAGGUGAAAUUAGGCGCUCGUCAAAAAACUGAAAAUCGAACACUAAAAUGAAAGAACCAAAA